Molecule: messenger RNA, 1928 nt
Organism: Tarenaya hassleriana
Lineage: Eukaryota; Viridiplantae; Streptophyta; Magnoliopsida; Brassicales; Cleomaceae
Exons: 1
Coding region: 359-1801 (480 amino acids)
Source: RefSeq, a predicted model, not a curated record
GAGUGUCUUGUGGACCAAAGUCUUAACACAGAGGAGAAAAGAGAUGAGAUAACUUUUGGAAGAUUUCAAGAGCUAGAGAGAGAGAGAGAGAGAGAGAGAGAGAGAGAGAGAAGUCAGUCUUCCACGUGCACCUGGGAACUCGACCUCUCUCUUACAAACUCUGCAGACACACUCUUCUUCAUUCUUCAAUUCAAUCUCUCUCUCUCUCUCUCGAAAGGAGAGAAAAGGAAGCUGAAAGCUGAAUCCUGCAUUAGAUGCCGUGAAUUACACACAUGAGAUCUCGAGAAAGAAGAAAAGAGAGGUGAAGAGAGUGAACAGAGGCUCUGUUUCGUGUUAUUCUCUGUCUUUUUUUGCUGCAAUGGCUGAGGUGAAGGACCAGGAAAUGGGAAGCGACGGAAUGCAAUGCAGCAACCAUCCUUACACGAAGAACCCAGGAGGGAUCUGUGCGUUUUGUCUCCAAGAAAAGCUCGGAAAGUUGGUUUCUUCCCCUUUCCCUCUCCCCAGACAGCUCUCUUCCUCCUCCUCGUGUUCUCCCUCCUUCAGAUCUGACAGCGUCGGCAGCAGUUCCUCCUCCUUCGCCGCAAAUCUCUCUCUGUCUCUCUCAGUGGCAAAAGCUGCGAAUAACACAGGAAAAGAAGGGUACUGUUACAAUGGAAACAACGGGAGGGUCUCCCACAAGCUCCCCUUUCUGUUGGCGAAGAAGAAGCAAAAGAAGAUGAUGGCGUCUUCGUCUUCGUUGCCGGCGAAUCGUACGGCUGAUAUCGUCUACAGGAGGAGCAAAUCCACGACGACGCCGAGGACGGUGUACGGACAGGAUUUCAGCCCCAGAAAACGAGGUGGGUUUUGGUCGUUUCUGCAUCUGUACUCUUCUAAACCCCAUACCACAGCCGCCGGCAAGAAAGUUGAAAACUUUCAUCACGUUAGAGCAAGAACAACCAGCAACUGCAGCAACAAGAACAACCAGAGUGAGAAUGGUCUGUCCAAACCAGACAAGGACGAGGCGAGGGCGAAUCAGACCGUGACAGGGUCGUCGUCGUCGUCUUCGAAGAGGGUAGGUGGAGGAAGUGGCAACAGGAAUGCUGAUUCCCUCGGAUCCAAAUACAUUUGCUCGAGGCUGAACGAGUGGUCGAGGACGUACGGCGAUUUCUUCAAGCCUUGUGAUUUCAUGGCUGAAAGGGCCUCUAAAGGAGCUCCAUUGGUAAGAAUCUCAUUCUCUUCUCUCUUCCUGCUUACUCCUAUCACUGUACUUGCAGAAACACCAGGAAGUGGUUUUGAGAGGAAAGUGUCGAGGUCCAGAUCUGUAGGGUGUGGAAGCAGAAGCUUCUCUGGUGAUUUUUUCGAGAGAAUCUCGAGUGGGUUUGGCGAUUGUACCUUGAGAAGGGUCGAGUCGCAGAGAGAAGGAGCUAACAAAGCAAAGGUCAACAAUGGUGGUGGUGGUGGUGCUGCUGCUGCAGGGAUGAGAGACAUGGUGAGAUGUGGUGGGAUAUUUGGUGGGUUUAUGAUGAUGACCUCAUCGUCUUCGUCCUCCUCCUCCUCCUCAUCAGCUGACCAUCACCACCAUCAUCAUCAUCAUCAUCAUCAGAACUUGGUGCAUGGUGGAAGGAACAGAAGCUGGGGAUGGGCAUUUGCAAGCCCCAUGAGAGCUUUCACCAGCACAAGCACCACCAAAGCUUCUUCUUCUUCUUCUUCUUCUUAUGGUAAAGAUGGGAAAAGAGGCCGUACAAUUACAGAGUCCACCACAGGCAAGAACACAGCCCCAAGCUUGGAUUCAAUCCCUUCAUUGUUGGUCGUCAGAAGCUGAGGAAAACCCCUCCCAAGUCCAGACGGUUUAGCGACGCAAUAAGAGUAAAUCUUUGAUGUGUUUAUUACUAUGUGUUCUUGAGGUGAUCUUUCUAUUCCAUUAGCAUGCAUUGCCAUUCUCUUCUCUU